This is a messenger RNA of Paramacrobiotus metropolitanus, 1627 nucleotides long. Its product is annotated as gluconokinase-like. Gene Ontology annotation, cellular component: cytoplasm. NCBI's taxonomy places the organism in Eukaryota, Metazoa, Tardigrada, Eutardigrada, Parachela, Macrobiotidae. Gene Ontology annotation, molecular function: gluconokinase activity. The record is from RefSeq and is a predicted model, not a curated record. The transcript has a single exon. The coding region runs from base 555 to 1220 and encodes 221 amino acids.
GAACAGCUGUUGCUGCCGUGUACCAGACCUGUUUCUUAUUACUGCCCAUAUUAUGAUUUACCGGCUACUGCACAGUAUACAAUACUGUACGAUACAUACUGUAGCCUGUAGAUAAGUAUGUACAGUAAUGCACGAGAAAUCAUUCAGGUGUACAGUACUCUGUACUCGUAUCGAUUGUCGACGAUUGACAUGUGCCUUUUCUCUUUGCAGUCAGUUCAGUUAAGUAAGUACUCGACUAACUGUGUAGUAAAAUUUAAUAAAGUUUUGUUGUCAUGAUCCAUUUUGAUUCCCAUGACAUCUGAUAGCAGAACCCCAGCCACAACGGUCAAGAUUACCGAGCACCAUUCACCAGCAACAUCUACGUAGAACUCCAGCUGUACUGCAUAACAAGACUCAAAGGAGUUAUUACGACCACGAUCGCUAGCAAAUUUUAUGGUGCUUCUUUAGGUUUGCAUGGAAGAGCAUUCCCUGCGAUUUCAGAACUCUUCAACCCGCCCGUAAUAAUUUUUUUCUACGCAAGUAAUUAACAUCUCCGUUGGUCCAACCGGAGGAUUAUGAAGUUGGUUGUUAGCCGUGGAAAAGCGUUAACUCGUAUUCUGCGAACGGAUGAAGAGCCUUUAGGAAAACAUCGCAUAGGGAUAUUUAUUGACACACAUUUGGACGGUACGUGUACAAUGUCUUCCCCACUUGAUCCCCUUCCUAUGGAGCUCCUUCCUUGUGUCAUUGUCAUCAUGGGCGUCUCCGGCUCCGGCAAAUCCACUAUCGCCUCCGCCCUAGCGAAUCGUCUACAGUGGCCGUUCCAAGAAGGCGAUGAUCUCCAUUCACCUGCCAACCACGCCAAAAUGCAGUCCGGUACCCCCCUGACGGACGCGGACCGCCUUCCCUGGCUGCAGAAAAUCGCCGAGUGGAUCGAUACCCAUCCGUACGGUGUCGUCACAUGCUCGGCGUUGAAGCGGUCCUACCGGGAGCUGAUUGUGGGAGAACGAAAGAAUGUGCGGCUGGUGUAUUUGCAGGCGGAGAGGCAGUUGCUGGAAGGACGGAUGGGCAGGAGGAAGGGGCAUUUCAUGCCGGCCAGGUUGCUGGAUAGUCAGUUGGCGACACUGGAGGAGCCGGGUGCCGAUGAGGGCGCAGUGGUGGUGAGGGUGGAUGAUGGGCCGGUGGAGCAAACGGUUGAUGAGAUUGUCCGUAAACUGAAAGAGCCUGCAGUACCUUGUUCGUAGUUUUUUUUGUACUUUGCUCCACCUUGGACGUCUGAAAUUUCGCUGCCUUAUUUGUAUGCGCACAUUAGAAUGGGGAAUUCGUUAACGGAUUUACAAAUAGAUUGUAAAGUGCAAACUCUGGGCGAAAACGACAUAUACGAGUAGAGACGUACGACUUCGUACAGUAGAUACGUACGACUUUACACGUUAAAUCUUUGAGGCAUGUUUGCUUAAUUAUAUCCGCAGUAUCCUUCCUUACCACAAGGUAUCCUUCGCGUAUCCGGCAUCCCCCAUGUACUCACGAUUUCCAUUUGUUCGCUGCCGUAUUCUAAUGCUUCUGUACAGUAUCUUUUACGUGUCCCAUAUGUAUUCCACUAAGAAGAACUGCGUAGUACUUUGUAAGAAAAACUAAGAAAACCUAAGAAAUU